AUGGCGUCACGGGGCGCGCGGGGGCCGCCGCAGGGAGUGGGGGCGCAGGCGUAAGACUGUGGUUAGAGAGAAGACUAAAUGGGAAUGCUGCAAUUCUGGGAGUAAAGGUGGUAAAGGAACUGUCAUGAGACGGAGUUUGGAGGCAGAAGAGUUUGGAGGACGAAGAGGUGUCUCUAGAGGACUGAUGGUCAAAGUCUUUAAAGUGUUUCACAGUGUGUUGCUCUCUGUUGAAGUGAAAGGAUAAACGAUGUGGAAAUGACAGAAGUCAAAACGCAGUUUGCAGUGAUUGUGACAAUGCUGGGAAUGUCAGUGGCUUCUUACUGUGUAUUUUGCUACAGAAAAAUAGGAACUUCUGGUCCAACCACAAAAAAACACCUACCCUGGAAUGAUAUCAGAAAAAUUGCAAAGGUAACUGGAUCACUUAUACUAGGAGGCUUUGUAUUCAUUACAUAUGAAGUCCUGUCCUUAAAUAAGUUACUGCAAAUCGAUACUCAAGCUCUACAUCAAGAAAAAGUUAAAUCCUAUGUAUACGUACGUACAGCUUCUCUAAGUCCAAGUGAAUAUCAAGGGAUUACAUACAAGGCCAGAAAAGAAGUCCAUAAAGCAGUGAGGAGAAUUCUAGAAACAGAAGCUAAAAUCUUCCGGAGACCCUUUAGUGAACAAUUCAGUACCUUUGAUGGAGAAGAUCAUGAGUGUGCCUUAUGGCUUCUCUUAAAGAGAAGUCAGUCAGAAGACAAAGCAGUCCGACUGCAGGCUGUGCAAGACCUGGCAAGCAACAGUCACUGGCAUGAUUAUCAGUAUGCCACAGCUGCUCAAACCUGUGAUCAAAGGACUGCUAUAGGUUUGGCUCGAUCCAAAGAUGUCGACCUUCGCUUUUUCCUGCCUCCACCACCAUUGCCAAAAAUCAAGACUGAUUAUCCCAUAGAAGAUGAACUUCGUUUGUUGUUGGUAUCUUUACCUCAGACUGGUCUUGAUCCAUGUGUCCAGUACUUCACAUCUCUUGCAUUACGUGAAAGUAGCCAGACUCUUGCUGCACAAAUGGGAGGCUUAUGGUGUUUUGGAGGAAAUGGACUUCCAUAUUGUGAGACAUUGAGUAAAAUUCCUUCAGAGACAGUGGAACUCUUUUGCUUGCAGGCUUUAGUACAGCAUUCCAAGAUUUCUUCUCACUGUGAUAAAAUUGAAGCUAAAGGAGGCCUCCAGCUACUGCAGAGGAUAUACCAGCUACGUAAAGAUUCAGCAAAGAUACAGAGGAACAUAAUCCGCAUUAUUGGGAAUAUGGCUUUGGAUGAACAUCUGCACUCAUCCAUAGUACGUGCAGGCUGGGUUUCUGUUCUUGCUGAAGUAAUGAAAUCCCCACACAUCAUUCAGUCUUCUCAUGCAUCCAGAGCUUUGGCUAAUCUAGACAGGGACAUGGUGAAAGAAAAAUAUGCAGAUGGUGUUUAUGUCCUACAUCCACAGUAUCGUAGCAGCCAGCCUGUCAGAGCAGACAUCCUUUUCGUUCAUGGCCUUUUGGGAGCUGCGUUUAAAACCUGGCGGCAGCAGGACAUUGACCGGCACUUGGAUAGAAGGGCCUCAGAAGGGGAAGAGGACUACACUCAGUGCUGGCCAAAGACAUGGCUUGCUUCAGACUGUCCUUCCCUUAGAAUCAUAUCUGUGGAGUAUGACACUCAUUUGAGUGACUGGAAAGCAAAAUGUCCUGUUGAGGCUCAAAGGGAGUCUAUUGCUUUCAGGAGCAGUGAGCUGCUUGACAAGCUCAAAGCUGCUGGGAUUGGAGACAGACCUCUGGUGUGGGUAUCCCAUAGCAUGGGUGGUCUUCUAGUCAAAAAGAUGCUGGUGGAUGCUUCUAAGAAUCCAGAAAUGGAUAAAAUUGUAAACAACACCAGAGGAAUCAUAUUUUAUAGCGUACCUCACCAUGGUUCCCAGCUAGCUGAAUAUUCUAUAAAUGCCAGAUAUCUCCUCUUCCCAUCUGUGGAGGUUAAAGAGCUCAGCAAGGAUUCUCCUGCCCUUAAAGAACUGAAUGAUGACUUCUUGUCUUUUGCCAAAGACAAGAAAUUUUCUGUGCUGAGUUUUGCAGAAACCCUACCAACACACAUAGGCAGCAUGUUAAAACUGCAUGUUGUACCUGUGGAGUCAGCAGGUUUUUUUUUUUCCCUUUUCCAGACAUAGGAAUUGGAGACCUUAUUCCAGUGGAUGUUAAUCAUCUAAAUAUUUGCAAGCCAAAGAAGAAGGAUGCUUUCCUGUAUCAACGUACACUGCAGUUCAUUCAGGAUGUUUUAGCCCAAGAACUGUGAGACUGAGGUUUUGCCAUCCUUUCCUGCUUGUGUCCUGUGUUUGGUGUGACACAGAAACUUCUAACAUUUGUUAGGGGAUCUGCAGAAAGUUACAAGGGUGCUGUGUCAAUAGUAUCUGCUGCUGAAUAAUUUCCUGUACAUCUUGAACUUAAGGUACCUGUCCAAUUUCUUUCUCAAAAUACAUUCAAGACAAAUACAAACUUGGCAAAAAGAAAGUGUGUGCCCAGGGUAUCUUCUUUUAGCAAAAAAAACCAAAACAAAACAAAAAAACAAACAAAAAAAAAAAAAAAAAGAAAAAAAAAACCAAAAAAAAAAAAAACAAAAAAACCAAAAAAAACCACCCCAAAAAAAUAACUCCAAGCUUGCUUUGAAAGCAGGUAAAUAUACACCUGGGAUAAAGUCUUAUAGACAGGAUUAGAAACAAUUAAAUGAGAUGGUUAUUGUGUCAAAGGGGAGAAGCAGUAUGUAGCUGCUGCAAAGUUUUGGUUUAUUGUCCAUGUUAGGGUAGCCUGACUGGAGCCUGAAAAAUUAGUACUCAAGUGAAUUAAGGUAGUGUUUUGGCCUAGUGACCCAAUUUUAGGAGGUUUUGUCAUUUGCCUUUUCUUUUAACACAUCACCCAGAUUGGUCAGCAGACACAGCAUGUGUUUUUCUGCAUGAGAAAGAGACAGGUUGGUCGCUCGCCUUGCUUAGAAAAUUGUUGUCGGUUUAAUGAAAACAAAAGAAAAGAAAUGUUCAUCUCCUUGUACAUUUCCCUCCUAAUCUUAGCAACUUGUGAGACUGCUUUCCUUAGGACAGUGUGUAUCUGGUCAGACAGGGCAGUUCUGUGCUUGUUCACACUGAAGAUGUGUUUGAUGAGCUCAGCUCUUCUUUGCUCUUGGGAGACUCCAAGAAGUUGGUGCAUUCAAUUCCCUGGCUCGUGUUACUCAUACAGAAACUUUUCUGUAGCUGAUUUAAAGAAGAGCAUUGAAAAUGCUUAGGUGGAGCACAAGAGAUGUAGGCCCUGACAAGAAAGCUGAUAGCUGGAGUUUGGAGCUGAGGUAGAAAAAAGUAAAGCAGGAAGAAAAUCAGGUGAUUGUAAGGCCUCACUGGAAAUUACCACAAAUGCUUUGGUUUCCUGGGGCCCAAAUAUAUAUGCUGGUGUAGAUACAGAGAAAACCAGCAGUGUCUUAUUUGAGUUUAUGUUUAUGUUUAGGAUACCCUAACAGUACUGAUGAGAAAUCAGUAUUUUUAGAUGAAAAAGUGGCAGUGCACAGUCACUUUUUUGAAGUCUUAAAUAAUUUGUACUGUGGUUAAAAGCAGCCUCAUGUUAUUGUGGUCUCAUUACUCCCUUUCUUCACACCUGCAUCCCUCUCUGAAAACAAACAUGGGCUGUGUAAAGCUGUACUUCUUCUGCUGACCAUUUGUUAAAUAAGGUCUGUAUAGAUGACAGGCUUGAGGGGUGUCCUCAUGCCACUCCUGUGAGAUGGAUCCAGUAUUAGUGUCCUUCAAAUGGUGGCUGUGAAAGCUGCCAGGGAGGUGGGAUGCACCUUGCAGUUCUGCAUGGGCUUGGUGCUGUGGGCACUGCAGUCCUGCCAGGUCCUGAGAGCAGCCCAGGAGGACACUGUAGCUCAAAAUACACUUCUGGAAAUUGAGGGAGCUGCAAAGUAAAAUUCACAAGAGCAGCACAGACACUGUACAGCACUACACUGGCAAAAAGAGCAUUUCCCCUCCUGAGAUGUAGGUAAGAACACUGCAUGGCAGUGUUUUGUAUAGAAAAUGUAACAGAAAUGUCCUUAUUUCUGAAGAGCUUUAUGUUUUUUACACUGUGGUUUAGACUUCAGAGAGUAACUAUAUUAGUACACUUUGUAUUCACAGAGUAGAGUAUGUGGAAUUCAUGGUGAAUAGACAAGACUUCUAAUAACUGAAUGCUUGUUUCAUGUGACAAAUCUAUUAGUUUUAGUAGACUCCUUUGGCUUACAUGGAUUCAGAUCAGUGACAUUAAAAAAACAUUAAGUUUAGUAAAUGCAUCUAUGUUUUGUAACUGGAAUUCUCCUUUUUGUAACUGUAUUUAUAUAUGUGUAACUAAAACUAAUAUUUGGUGGGGGGUUGUUGGGUUUGGGUUUUAUUUUUUUUGAAUAUAGUAAUAAAAUGUGAUUUAAAAAUUGUCUUUAUGUCACAAUGUGUAUUAAAGGUUAAUGAUCUGCCAGCUGAA
Molecule: messenger RNA, 4483 nt
Organism: Serinus canaria (Common canary)
Lineage: Eukaryota; Metazoa; Chordata; Aves; Passeriformes; Fringillidae
Gene: SERAC1
Product: serine active site containing 1
Exons: 18
Coding region: 256-2166 (636 amino acids)
Source: RefSeq, a predicted model, not a curated record